Trametes versicolor FP-101664 SS1 is the source of this 159-nucleotide messenger RNA. RefSeq lists its product as uncharacterized. The record is from RefSeq and is a predicted model, not a curated record. Lineage: Eukaryota; Fungi; Basidiomycota; Agaricomycetes; Polyporales; Polyporaceae. The annotation marks the transcript as partial. Gene Ontology annotation, molecular function: DNA-binding transcription factor activity. Gene Ontology annotation, biological process: regulation of DNA-templated transcription. The transcript has a single exon.
GGCCUCCAGAAAUACAUACCGGCGGAAAGCAAAUCGCCCCGCGGUUUGACUCGUAUUCCCAAUCGAAACAAGUUCGUCGCAGCAUACAUCCUCCAGAAAACAGGCUAUGUCCGAACGGCAAAACAAGUGGGUUCCCGCUUUCAACAAUUGCGAGACACG